This is a messenger RNA of Doryrhamphus excisus (bluestripe pipefish), 3287 nucleotides long. Its product is annotated as AP-1 complex subunit sigma-1A. Gene Ontology annotation, biological process: intracellular protein transport; vesicle-mediated transport. Lineage: Eukaryota; Metazoa; Chordata; Actinopteri; Syngnathiformes; Syngnathidae. Gene Ontology annotation, cellular component: AP-1 adaptor complex; membrane coat. Gene Ontology annotation, molecular function: clathrin-cargo adaptor activity. The record is from RefSeq and is a predicted model, not a curated record.
ACCUGCCAAGUGUAGCAGGCGAUGGGCUCCACUGUCAGAGGAGCCGAUAUGAAGUGUCAACAUUAGCCGCUGUCUUAGCCGUUGCCCUGUGGAAGGUAUACAGGCAGAGUUCGUGUGUAACGUCGCGCUAUCGUUACGACAAACACCUGGAAAAUGAUGCGCUUUAUGCUGCUGUUCAGUCGGCAGGGCAAGCUGCGGCUGCAGAAGUGGUACACGGCCACAGCGGAGCGCGACAAAAAGAAGAUGGUGAGGGAGCUGAUGCAAAUAGUGCUGGCACGCAAGCCUAAGAUGUGCAGCUUUCUGGAGUGGAGAGACCUCAAGAUCGUCUACAAAAGGUACGCCAGCUUGUAUUUCUGCUGCGCCGUGGAGGAGCAGGACAACGAGCUGAUCACACUGGAAGUCAUCCAUCGCUUUGUUGAGCUCUUGGAUAAAUACUUUGGCAGCGUGUGUGAGCUGGACAUCAUCUUCAACUUUGAGAAGGCUUAUUUCAUCCUGGACGAGUUCCUGAUGGGAGGAGAGAUCCAGGACACGUCAAAGAAAAGCGUCCUGAAAGCCAUUGAGCAAGCUGACAUACUGCAGGAGGAAGACGAGUCGCCUAGGAGCGUGCUGGAGGAGAUGGGCUUGGCGUAGUGACUCUGCAGACCACAUAAGACUGAACACUGCUUGUGUAUGUCUUCUGUGGCUCUUACACUGUGAUGAUCCACAGUGUGGAACUUGGGACUCUUGUGUGCGCGCGCGUGUGUGUGUAUGUGUGUGUGCGCGCCUGAGCUUGACAGAGAGACUUGUGCAGGAAAGUGCACAAAUGUGCUUGUGUGUGUGUGUCUGUUUAGGUUUUUAAGCAUGAGAUGGAUGCUUACAUACGUGUAAGUAAAACAGGCUGGCGAUUAGGUGCAUAUGAAUUACUCCUAGUUAGUUUUAUCUUCAUUAAUAUCAACAAUCUUCAUGAUACACCAAAAACGGUUUUGUUUCUGUGUGUUUGUUUUGCAACUUUUGUGUACUUUGAUGCAGUUGUGAGUUUGCUGACUAGAUGUUGUGUAACACUGGGUUGGAGAAGGUUAUGGUUGGAUCUUUUUCUGGAGAAUAUGACGGUAACAAACCGGGUGCUGGAUGCAUCCAUCCUGUGCUGGUUUUGAAAGAAAACUCACCAAUUAAGAGUUUUUGCAAAGUUACUUUUUAAGGGUGUCACAAGAUAUUAACACAUAAUACGUAUAUCUGGUGUGGAGAAAAGAUGUCUGUUGGUAACAGGUCAUCCAGGUCUGUCAGACUGAACUGCGGCAUCACUACUGGGGAUGAUAAAACACGUAACAUGGAAGUGGCAGUGCGUUAGGCAGGAUAGGAACAGCGCAUAAAAUGCUUUACACACACUAUAAACGUUGCUGUACAACCUACAUCAGUGUUCCCAGACAGCUUUUUUGCAUCAGUUCAAUAGUACGGGCAGUGUUUAUGUCCAAGCUGAAGCGGUGGCAAUUCUACAUUUGAUGAAAUUAACUUGAAGAUUUGUCAGAUCAAAACACGAUCGCUGCAAAUUACUUAUAAAAAACAUUAGUUACAUUAAUCACACUAAGCGUCAUGCAAACUGUAGUUAUUUAGCACAAUUAUAAAGCUGCAAUCUAUUUUACCUUUGUCUUUUAUAUAACUGCCCUAAUCAUUUGAUUAGUAGUAGCAGCAAAAACACCGUCAAUGAUUUAACUUUUAUUUUAAACAAUGGUUUCAGUUUGUGGCAGGAAGUUGAACAGUUAAAAGCAUCAUGUCAGCCAUACAGUUAUAAAACACCUGUAAGAUACCUGCUUUGUUUAGUGUGCAGAUAGGAUUGUUGAUCUUGAUGCUCUAACAGGGAAAAGUGUAAGAUACUCUUCCCUUGUUACAUUCAUUCAUUCAUUCAUUUUCUACCGCUUUUUCCUCAUGAGGGUCGCGGGGGUGCUGGAGCCUAUCCCAGCUGUCUUUGGGCGAGAGGCGGGGUACACCCUGGACUGGUCGCCAGCCAAUCACAGGGCACAUAUAGACAAACAACCAUUCACACUCACAUUCAUACCUAUGGACAAUUUGGAGUCGCCAAUUAACCUAGCAUGUUUUUGGAAUGUGGGAGGAAACCGGAGUACCUGGAGAAAACCCACGCAUGCACGGGGAGAACAUGCAAACUCCACACAGAGAUGGCCGAGGGUGGAAUUGAACCCUGGUCUCCUCGCUGUGAGGUCUGCGCGCUAACCACUAGACCGCCGUGCCGCCCCCCCUUGUUACAUACUACAUUUUAUUUAUGCAUAUUUGGAGCAUCCAGACCAGAGCAGGAGGGGAUAGAAAAGAAUUCAGGGUGUGGGGGGCAAUACAAAGAGAGACAACACAGCAAAAACGACAAUAACAAAACAACACAAACAAACAACAAAUAUGUGUGACCAAUACAAAUAUUAACCAGAAUAGUGAACAGAUUUACAAUAACUCUUAGUAAUCUUAUUCAUGGGACACUGUUGAAAUAAAAAUGUUUUGUUUGGCCGCCAUUUUGUCAUUGUUUUGUUAAAAGUAAUGUUAAAAUAUCGUCUUGUCGCGUGAACCCAAUAUCAUGCAUCAUCUUUUCUGGUGUGCUGUGUGUAUCACGACACCCCUACUAUUCAUAUGACAACCUUUUUGAGGGCCUAAGACAUUUUUGACCGUGGAAGCCCAUGCAGAUAUUAACCUUGCCGGUUUGAUUUGCUAGCAUCAAAGAUCAUGCCUUGAUUGAAAUAGCAGCAUAUUUGUGAUGCACCUCUUUAAGUAGUAAAAAAAAAAUGGCUUUGGAAAUCAUGUCACCAGGAACAGAUUCAACGUUAAAUACUUCUCCAUAACUCCCACUCUUUGGAGCUGGUUAAACAAGUGAUUGCGGCAUUACUGCCACCAAGUGGUUGCGAACUGUAUUGUAUCAUCAAUAGCUAGCUUUGCCGGUCUUGAAUUGAUGACUUAUGCUGUCCCGCACCCCCAAUGUUAAGAGUAGGGGCCUCAAACUCAAUUUACUUGGGGGCCACUGGAGCUCGGGUCUGGGUGAGACUGAGCCGCAUCAGGUUUUACAAAAAAAAAAAAAACCCAAAAAAUGCAUUUAUUAAAAACAAAAAAAUUUAAAAUAUUUUGCUUUGGUUCCAAUUUUCUACAAGAAAAGCUCUGAUAAAACAUUCCACUGUUCUCAAAUAUCUUAAUUUUUAUUUUUCUACACAAAAUAAGAUGGAAAGUAAAUAAACAAAUCAAGAAUAAAGAAAAUCAAUCAAUAAUAAAUAAAUAUAAUAAUAAUAAUAAUAAAACGGCAAAUAAUAAAAACUUAAGAA